Molecule: messenger RNA, 609 nt
Organism: Symbiodinium natans
Lineage: Eukaryota; Dinophyceae; Suessiales; Symbiodiniaceae
Source: the annotation of a GenBank genome assembly
AUGCUCACAAGGACUGAGAGCUCUCACACCUCUGCCAGUAGCCAUACGCUCGACCAACAAGCACCUACAGAGAUGCUUGAGGAAGUCGACCCAGACGCUGGACCUGUGAUACAGGAGGACGCUGAUGAGCCCUUCAGCCCAGUCCACACUCAGCUGGAGGAAGUACUGCAUGACCUACACGAGAUGGAGAAAGACUUGGAGAUUCAGGUUCGAACAUAUGAUCUCCGCCUCUCCGAUCUCGAGGAGGACGCGGAGAAAUCUGGAAGCGCGCAGACAAACGAGCUCCGGUCGCCACCGCUGCUGCCACCGCUGCCGCCUCCGCCGCACGCUCCUACGCUCGGGCCUGUGGGACCUCCCAGCAGCAUCGAGGCGAUCAUGGCCUCCAGGUCCAUGGCUGAAGCUGCUUCUUGGACUGACAGCGGCGACAACUACAAGUCGAUGGUCGAGACAGCUUCAUGGGCAGGAAGAACGAUGAGAACGGUGCGGCAGUUCUUUUCAUUUUCGAAGGAAGCCUCCAGGAGCAAGUCCCCUUCGCCUUCGGCGGAGGACGCUGCGUCCGCUCCGGCGCAGGAAGCUGGACCUGGGUCUGAGGCUACCUUUGGCACAUGA